GUUGUAUGUACUUGACAGUCACCAUCAGAUUCCCAAACAAGUAACGGAACCGGGCAGUGCCGGCUGGACGCCAGAAAGUUGUUUUGUCCUAAAGAAAGGCGUAAAUGUUGAGACAGGAGGUGAUAUAGUGACUGUAGUGUUUGAGAAGAAGAAGAUUAGCUCCUCACCUGAAGACUAAACUUUAUUUCACGGUGCGUCAUGACUCCCAGACGCAGGCCGCCGCCGAGUGACAGAGGAAAACUUUUCACGGUCGUCCCCGAAACAAACCGGAGCUGAAUGGAGACGGAACAACACCCCGAAUGAAGACAUGAAUUUCGGCGUCCCCGCGAAUUCGCUGCUUCUGCUCCGUGCCUGCGAUGAGGGGGACUACGAGACGGCCCGGGGCAUCCUGGAGCCCGGAGCCCCCAAAGAGUCCGGGCGGCAGAGCAGGCUGCGGUCCGAGGCGGGUUCCGAGUGCACCGCCGCGGACAUGUUGUCUCUGGUGCCGGUGGACUGCACGGACGAGGAGGGCAACACCGCCCUGCAGUUCGCCUCGGCCAGCGGCCACGAGAACCUGGUCCGGUUCCUGCUGCGGAAGGGGGCCUCGGUGGACAGCCGCAACAACUACGGCUGGACCCCGCUGAUGCAGGCUGCUAGGUUUGGUCACCUGACCGUCGCCCACAUCCUCUUGGAGAACGGGGCAGAGAUCAACGGACGGAACCGGCUGGGCGCCAGCGUCCUCACCAUGGCGGCUCGUGGUGGACACACUCACGUCGUCAAGCUCCUCCUGGAGAGCAGCGCCUACGUCGAUGACUACGAUCAUCUGGCCGUCGCUGCCGAGGCAGUCUCCAACGGCAACAACAACAACAGCUGCAGUGCAGCUGGUUUUGGACCGGGUGAAGGCUGUCCAGGAGGAGCAGGAGGCAGAGAAUUCAUGGACAUCACAGCGCUGAUGGUGGCGUCUCAGCACGGCCAUGAGGCCGCUGUGCGCCUGCUGCUGGAGUGGGGCUCAGACGUGAACUUUUCCCAGAAGACCACUGGCUGGGGACCUCUGAUGGUAGCCACCCUGAGUGGGAAGAUGGUGAUAGAUACGGAGCUGGUCCGUCUGUUAGCGUCGGUGUGUAUGCAAGUGGACAAAGACAAGUCGAAGCACCGCGGCAGAGCUUUAAUGACUCGCUCCAAAAGCCGACAGUCUCUCAACAACGUUCCUGUGCCACCUGACGACAAGGGAGGCCUGAAGUCCUGGUGGAGUCGGAUGUCAAAUCGCUUUCGGCGGCUGAAGUUGACUCAUACGCUCAGGCACGGACUCUCAUCCAAUCGCCUCGCCCCGUUCCCCGACGAUGCCGAAACUUCGCUGGAUGCCACGAUGAAGGCGAGCAGGAAGCCGGCUGCUGUGUCUAAUGGUGCAGUGGCACCAACUCCUGCUCUGGGAGGGAGCGACAUGAGCACCGCCUGGGCAGUCAAGACCAAAGAUGCUGGUCACUGCAGAACAUCCUCAGAAAAGGAGGACUUCCUGAUAACCACAAUGCUAAGAAGCGGUGCCCCCCUGACACGUCUCCCAAAUGACAAACUAAAAGCCGUGAUUCCUCCUUUCUUGCCUCCGUCCAACUUUGAGCCGUGGAACUCGGACCGUUCGCGCCUCCUCCGAGAGGGGAAGAGCGAAGUGCCCCGCCUGCCCAUGCCCCCACAGAGGAAGCUCAACAGCAGUGGAAACUCAGAUAUUACCUCCAUCAGUCGUGUGGUUAGCAGGUCCAUUAAGUUUCCCAGUAUCCCCAAGGGGCCCUCCUCGUCCUCUCCCUCCAACUCCGGUCACUACCACUCCCCCCACUCCUCUGGAGGCUCUAAUGGAGUGGCAGGGCUCAACAGGGACUCUCAUAACCGCUCAGGGGGCAGUGCAGACAGCGUUCUCUCCCAGAUAGCUGCCCAACGUAAAAGAGCAGCAGGACUGAUAGAAGUGAAAGCCCAGGCUCCAGAGAAACAGCACAGCCAGACGCAGAGCCAACCCCCGCUGCCAAGUUCGACACAUGGCCUGCAGCCGCCUGAUAUCAGCCUCCCCGACAUUCACUCCCACCCCAGCCUGGUCGCCUCCGACAUCCACUCCAGAAGGAAGUUGAAAAAUAGACCUCAGUCUGGGAAUUCCUCCACCUCCAAGAGCACAUCACCCACGCUCACCCCUUCUCCCUCCCCGACGCCCAAGAUUCCCCCCGGGCCGGGAGACUCUCUGUCCUCGGCCUCUUCUCAUCCACGAUCCAAGAGCAGCGGCGGCUCCAGCAGUGGAACCAUCACUGAUGAAGAUGAGCUGUCAAGUAUUUUGAAGAAACUGUCGCUUGAGAAAUACCAGCCUAUAUUCGAGGAACAAGAGGUAGACAUGGAGGCGUUCCUGACCCUCACAGAUGGAGACUUGAAGGAGCUGGGCAUUAAAACAGACGGACCCAGACAGCAGAUCUUAGCCGCCAUAUCAGAGCUCAACGCUGGAAAGGGCCGAGAGAGGCAGAUACUCCAGGAGACCAUCCAUAACUUCCAGUCCUCCUUUGGUAGCAGCGCCAGUAACCCGAGGCAACCAGGACAACCGCGCUCUCCAACAAGCUGGAUGAGACACCAGGUUCGCUCGUCCAGCAAGAGGUAACCCAGCGGUCCUGAUGCCAACAAGAAGGUACACCAAAGGUACUUAACGCAAGAAUAAAUUGCUGGCGAUCCCCCUGCCAAGGCACGAAUAACACGGAGUCUUCUGGACGCCAGUGUCCCGGAGAAGUAGAGGUCUUAGAGCAAGAGGAUGCUGCAACCAAACGACUAAACAGGCCCUGAUAAACUGCCUUUAUAGGACUCUCCUGGACCCAACUUCCUUCAAGUAUUCCUCUUAUGGAUCCUACAGCAGGGAUGAUGUGACGGGGCCGGCUGAGAUCAGUGCCCUGCUGCUUUCAACAAAGUACAUGAUGUGUGGCGAAGGAUAUUUUUUUGCCACUUUAAUGCAGUCGCCAAAUCUGCUGCUAAUGCUGCAGAGAUGUUAGAGAGCCGGGAGUGCUGAAAGAUGAGAACAUCUGAUGCAUCCAUCAGCCACGACAUUAAAGCCACUCGCCGUACUUAUUGUGUAAGCACCACCAAAAUGAGUUUUAACCCGUUGUUACUAGAAACGGGACCUGUGAGAGUGUCCUGUGGAGUCAGUGGAUGCUUUUGGGACCUGUGGGUUUUAGGUGUGAAUCAUGCUUCAUCUGGCGCAUCCGAUGGAUACUCAGGCUGAUUGUAAUCUGGAAAGUUUGUCGAGUUCCUUGAGCCGUUUCUCAAGGAGUGGUGUUGCCGUCGGGGGGUUGUGCUUGAUCUGCAACAAUCAGAUCCACGUGAACUUCAAGGUUUCCCAGCAGUGAUCAAUGUCGUUCACUUCACCUGUCAGUGGCUUUAAUGUUGGUGCUGAUCAAUGCACACAGCAGAGGGAGUGAGUUUGAGCCGCGAGAGAUUUUUUAUUUUAUCUCACCGAACGUGAGCGAUGCAGCAAAUGUAUUGUAAAAGUUAAGUGAAGAAUAGAAGUUCUAACAAUAAAAUAGAAUAAAAACAGGUACUAGAGAGCAAGGCUGUGAUUGAGACGUUAGGGCCGAUGCUAUGACUAUGAAGGUGCACUGACAAGGAGACCAACUGGAGAAAGGGAACUGAACGUUAGCCAGACUUUUUUUAGUCAUCCAGUUUCUUGGACUGCUUCUACUAGUGUGUUUAUGUCUUGAAUUCACAAACCACUAUGUACACAGAUGAUUUUAGUAAAGACUGUGCUGUCAUGAAUAAAUAAACAUUACGGUGAUGUAAUAACAAAA
Stegastes partitus (bicolor damselfish) is the source of this 3779-nucleotide messenger RNA. RefSeq names its product ankyrin repeat and sterile alpha motif domain containing 6 (gene anks6). Gene Ontology annotation, biological process: innate immune response. Gene Ontology annotation, cellular component: cytoplasm. The coding region runs from base 308 to 2605 and encodes 765 amino acids. Lineage: Eukaryota; Metazoa; Chordata; Actinopteri; Pomacentridae. The transcript is spliced from 15 exons. The record is from RefSeq and is a predicted model, not a curated record. Gene Ontology annotation, molecular function: protein binding.